AUGGUACUCGACCAAGUCCGCGUUUCUACGCGGCACACGCUUAACUGCGCCAAUGAGGCAACAGUAGCCACACUCGAGUCCCCUUUCAGCCUAGGGCCGAUGGACCAUACUGUGCCCGCUAUGUUAACUAUCGAAGCUAUCCUUGUCUACAGAAAGCCAAAAAUACUACCCGACGAGAACUUCCUUCCAAUUGAACGCUUGAAGGUGGCUGCAUCCCACCUCCUGGACUAUUACCCGCACUUGACUGGCCGUCUCGAGCAGAAUCCAGUCAGCCAAGCUCCCGAGAUUGGUAGCCUGGGCGCUGGUGCUGAGCUUUGGGAGGCGCAGUGCCACAGAAAGCUCGCGAGCAUCGCGAUUUCUGCUCUUUCAGCCCGUAUCUUGGUAUGCAAACUACCAGACGAUGGAAAUGCACUUCUUCCAAUCUUUCAUUCGACAAUGGGAGCUGUCUCCCACAAUCCUAUCUUCGCUAUCCAGCACACCCGAUUUGGCUGUGGUGGGGUCGCACUAGGCAUCCGAGUUCAUCAUCAGGUCUGCGAUGCCACUGGCUUUAUGCAGCUCGUGCGCGAUCUCGCUGAGAUCUACAGACAAUUGCGCGACUCUUCUCCGCCAACACUCGUCUCUCCCCCUGAGAUUUUCUCACACUUUCGAGAAACGAACAGUACAUCGCCUAGCCAGAAGGAGAAAGCCCUUGCAUUCAACCCUCCGACAUUCUGCCUGGACGAAAACACCACGACUAUGCCUCAGACUUCAUCCCCUCCCUCUGUCUGGACUUGUUCGUUGCGUUUCCAAGGUCAAGAUCUGAUUUCACUCAAGAAUGCUGCAACCGACCCCAACGCCCAGGGACCGACCACGUUCACCAGAUUCGAGCUCAUUUCAGCUUACCUCUACCAACGCAUUUAUCAAGGCAGAAUUCAGGCUUUGCGUGACAAGGGGAUCUCACCAGACCUCGACUCGCUACAAUCACUUCGCGAUUUUUGGACAACCAUGGACAUGCGUCACUCCACCCGGCUGAAGCUCCCCGCACGCUACUUCCCGAACGCCGUCCACUGCCCUUCAACUUCCGCCUCCCACGAAUUACUCGAAAAGGGCGCGCUCUGGCAGGUUGCACAGGUUAUCCAUGAUGCAAUUCACUCGGUUGAUAUGAACAAAGUCAAGCAGGAGUUUGAAUGGGUUGCCGCACAGCCCAACAAGAGUCACAUCAGGUGGAAGAAGAUGGUUCCAAAUGGUUGCCUCGUCGCUACCCAGUGGAGUAGGGGUAAGACAUAUGUUGGGGUUGAUUUUGACGUCGCUGAGAAUGGCAAGCGCAUUGCCCCUUCUCUGGUGUCGCCGGCUUUUAGCGAAGGUUACCGGGUUGAUGGCUUGGCAAUUAUCAUGUCUACCGAGGAGGAGGUGCCUCGAGGCCAGCGUAACAGACGUUCGUUGGUUCGUGGCAACGUUCUGUGCGCUGUCGAUGUGAAUUUGACUCUGGAUCGGUCUGUGUGGGAAGUUCUUUUCAAUGACCCCUCCUUCUUGGCUCUCCUUUCCUAG
This is a messenger RNA of Penicillium samsonianum, 1527 nucleotides long. RefSeq lists its product as uncharacterized. Lineage: Eukaryota; Fungi; Ascomycota; Eurotiomycetes; Eurotiales; Aspergillaceae. The coding region runs from base 1 to 1527 and encodes 508 amino acids. The record is from RefSeq and is a predicted model, not a curated record. The transcript has a single exon. Gene Ontology annotation, molecular function: acyltransferase activity, transferring groups other than amino-acyl groups.